This is a messenger RNA of Pocillopora verrucosa, 2595 nucleotides long. RefSeq names its product membrane-bound transcription factor site-2 protease. Lineage: Eukaryota; Metazoa; Cnidaria; Anthozoa; Scleractinia; Pocilloporidae. Gene Ontology annotation, cellular component: membrane; cytoplasm. Gene Ontology annotation, biological process: regulation of response to endoplasmic reticulum stress; membrane protein intracellular domain proteolysis. Gene Ontology annotation, molecular function: metalloendopeptidase activity. The record is from RefSeq and is a predicted model, not a curated record.
UAUUAGCGAUUAACUAUUUUUGUCUUGAUUACAAUGGCUGGAAUUGUGAUCAUAAAUCUUUCGUGAUAUUCAGUUACUGUGUAGAAAGACUGUAAGUCAGAAAGCAUCAAAAGCUAUGUAUUGUGAAUGGGUUUGGAAUGUUUUUCUGAAAAAUCGCGAGUUUGCUGGUUUGCAAGAUGUUUGAACAACGAACCUCGUGACUUUCUCCACUAAUUGUAAAACCGCAUGUACGACUGCUGUGAAAAAGAGGAUUAUCGAUCAUUAGACAGAAAAAAUCGGGCAGAAUCACAGUUUACGCUUAGGAGAUUUUGCCAUCAAUUUGAAGUUUUCGCUGAAGUAAAUUCGAUUUUUUUUGGUCCAUGUGACCGACAACAGUCAGUUUAUGCAUGAAGAGUAAUAACUGGAGGUUGGGAAGACACUGCCAGAUAGAGGGGACAUUGCUCAUAUGUCGAGCAUUGUUUUAAUAAUUGGUUUUUGGACCAUUGUAUUCAUUUCUAAUGCCUUACUAAAGAAUUAUAGAAAAUACUCACGAAGAUAUAAAGAGUUUCUUGAAAAUAAUGGCAUUUCUUUGUCACCAUGUCAAGUGCGCUGGUACACUACAAGCUUCAACAGAUCAUUUGUCAGAUUUGGAAAGAUGCACCCUUACUUAUUGCAUGUGUGGUUUUCUGUGGGAGUCGUAGUCGGUGUUCUGUUAAUGUUUGCUUCGGUUGUUAUCCUUUGUCUAACUCUGUAUAAAGCCUUUGCUAAAGAUGCACCAGAGCAGGUGUUAACUCCUGUGAUGCCAGGAGUGAAUGUACCAUGGAGUCAAGUCUUGUACUACCUCAUCACAUUGACAGUUAGUGGUGUUUUCCAUGAAUUUGGACAUGCUAUUUCUGCUGUCAGAGAACAAGUUCGAGUGAAUGGAUUUGGAAUGUUCUUCAUGGCUGUUUAUCCUGGUGCCUUUGUAGAUUUGUACACUGAACAUUUGACUGUCAUCUCUCCAUUGCGUCAACUGAGGAUUUAUUGUGCUGGUGUGUGGCAUAAUUCUGUGCUUGUCAUAGUAGGUCUGGUGUUGCUGUGGUCUCUACCUUAUUUGCUGGUUCCAAUCUAUGCCACUGGUCAAGGUGCUGUGGUAUUGAAAGUUUUAAAAGAAUCCCCAGUGCAUGGUAGUAUAACACGUGGGGACACCAUCUUGUCACUAUAUGGAUGUCAGGUGUAUAACAAACAGGAUUGGAACAGUUGUAUAAGUAAAACACUCAGUUCCCCCCAACAUGGCUACUGCACAGACAUGCUGACCAUUGCCAGGAAGAACUCCUCUAAAGGUGCAAUAUACAGUGGAGGAGUCUAUGACUGCUGUCAGAAUUCAACAUCGUCAAGGUUCUGUUUUAAGUAUCAGUCUCUGAGCCACUCAAAGGGCUAUGCAUGUCUCCCAGCAAGAAGCACCAUGCAAUCCAGACAACUUUGUGGCCUACCAACAGACUGUGAUGGACCAGGUGAUAAAGUUUGUGCUCAUCCAUCAUUAGAUAACUCCAGUCGUCUUUUAAGAAUCAUACGAAGCAAGGGUACGGAUGUGCUGUAUGUUGGUGAUCCUUUACUUCUUCAAUACACAGUUGGAGUGAUCAAUUAUCUACCUCGAAGUUAUCUUCUGCCCAUGGAAAUUCCAAACAUGCUGGAGAUGCUGUUAAUAUAUUUGGUGUCUUUGUCUGGAGCCUUAGCAUUGCUCAACAUGGUUCCUUGUUACUCACUAGAUGGUCAGUGGGCAUUAUUUGCUCUCGUGGAUCACACACUUACCUCAUUUAUACCAAAUGAAGAUCAAAGGAACAUGCUGUGUAAUAUCAUUCUCACUCUUGGAACACUGUUGCUGGCAGCAAACAUAACACUAGCUUUGUGGACAUUAGGAAGUGCAUAGGUAAUGAAAAGCAAUGUUUUCAUUUUUCCACUCCUCUGUCUGUGAGUCAUAACCAGACGAUUUUUCAAGAACAGUCAUCAUGUUUCAUAGAAAUAAUAUCUUGAUUAUGGACAUCUGAGAUUGCAAAUGAGAUUGCUUUCUGAGAGUUAAGGAACGGAAAAAGAACUGAACUUUGAGAUACAGGGAAUUUCUAAGGCGAAAUACUAUGUACUUACUGACUGAGUGAGGAGGCCACACAGGAAAAUAUUUGGCUUGAGGUUGUGAAUUAUAAACCAAGGGCAGCAAAGUCUGUGCAUCAUGACUGGGGUGCCGCAUAUUUCCGCAUGUGGGCUAACCAGAUCCAGCCAUUAACUAGUUCAUCAUAUGUACAUCAAGUUUUAGAAAUUUGAAAUAAUGUUCGAAGGUUAAAUAUGUAAGAUGGGACAUGCUGGCCAAUUACAAAAGAGGUUUCUCUCUUUGAAUUAGGUUUCAUUGAAAAAUGCAACCUAUCCUCUCAUUUCAGACUGUUUUCUUCAAGGUUUUGGUCCACUUUUGACAUAUGUUCUGGUAAGAAUUAAAGAGAAUGUCUAAGAACACGGGAUGAUUAGCUGUGUUAAAAGUAAGAUAUUGAAGUCAGCAUAUCACAAUCGUGGAAGACAUUCAUUUGGUUCAGUCUAAGAUUUUUAAAAACUAUCUUCUAAAAAACAUCUUAGAAACCCUCUGCAAUU